GAACGGGAUCCGCCCGCGUCGCUUUUCAAGAUGGCGCGUAACAGCGAAAAAGCUCAGUCGAUGCUCUUCCGGUUCCGGGCCCAACAGGCCGCGGACCUCGGAAUCAUCGACAUCGGCCGCACCCGCCGGCCCAAGGCGAUCACCUCGGUCGACUCGAUCCCCAUGUGCGAGAAAUGGCGCGGGCAGGUGCUCAAGGAGAUCUCGCGGAAGGUGUCGCGCAUUCAGGAGCCCAGCCUGAGCGACUACCAGAUCCGCGACCUGAACGACGAGAUCAACAAGCUGAUGCGGGAGAAGUGGACGUGGGAGAUGCAGAUCCGCAACCUGGGCGGGCCCAACUACAUGCGGGGGUCCGGCCGCGUGUUCGACGACGACGGUCGCGAGAUCCCCGGCGGCGGCAAAGGGUACCGGUACUUCGGACGGGCCAGGGAGCUGCCCGGCGUGAAGGAGAUGUUCGAGGCUGCGGCCCGCCGCGGUCGGCCCGCCGAGGAGGACGAUGCGGAGACCGUCAAGGGGGGUCGGGGCGGGGACAUCGCGACGAAGAAGGUCGAUGCAAAUUAUUUCGGGUACGGGCUGGAUGAGGAGGAUGGAUCGCUGCUGGCGUAUGAGAGGCAGAAGGAGAAGGAGGCCGUGGAGCGCCUGCGCAAGAAGGGUGACGAUGGUGACGAUGGUUGGGAGCCGCUGCCGGGCGAUGCUGGGGACGGGGUCGAGUGGAGGCUGCCCAGUCUGGAGGAGGUGCAGGAGGAGCUGGUCGACCGGAGAAGGAGACGGCUGCUGGAUAAGAUCUCCUGAGGGGAUGGGGGUUGGGAUUUGGAAUCUGUGUGCUCUGGAGUUUGUGGCUUAUAUUUUCUGUUCAUUUCUGAUGGCAUCUUGGGUCUUCUCGGGGUGUUUCUCUUUUACUGUCAUAUUUUGUUUCUAUGGCGUUCUGGUUCCUUUUUCACCCAUAUGCUGUGCUCUCUCGCCGCUACUUACCUAUCCUUGCUUGACUUUUGUUAUUUUCAUACGCGGUGCUGCCCUCCCCCCGCUGGCAGGUUUACGAUGCAUCCUAAGGGAGGCAAAAGCAUAUUGAUGAUACCAACAUGAUUCGUUCUUUUGUACAACAGGUGGUUGCGAGCUAUAUUAGUCUAUGUGCAAGAUGUGAUUAUU
This is a messenger RNA of Aspergillus uvarum CBS 121591, 1143 nucleotides long. Its product is annotated as pre-mRNA-splicing factor ISY1. Gene Ontology annotation, biological process: mRNA 3'-splice site recognition; generation of catalytic spliceosome for second transesterification step. The coding region runs from base 31 to 789 and encodes 252 amino acids. The record is from RefSeq and is a predicted model, not a curated record. Gene Ontology annotation, cellular component: post-spliceosomal complex; catalytic step 2 spliceosome; post-mRNA release spliceosomal complex. The transcript has 2 exons. NCBI's taxonomy places the organism in Eukaryota, Fungi, Ascomycota, Eurotiomycetes, Eurotiales, Aspergillaceae.